AUGGAAGACGAGACGCUGCCGCCAGAGAUCGAAGGAAUUUGUGAGGACUUCCACCAGUCACUUCUCCGAACAGAUGCUGUGUUGAAGAAACUUCUAGCCGUUCCUCACGAAUCUCUGGAUGAGAAUCUAACAACUCUAGACAAAGCAAGACUCAACUUGACGCUCUGCUAUGCCAUAGACUCCUUGUUUUGGGCUUUCCUAAUGGUGCAGGGCGUCCCACCUCGUGAACAUGCAGUCCAAAAGGAACUGGACCGUGUCAAACAGUACAUGGGGAAGUUGAAAGAAAUCGAGGAGAAAGAAAUGAAACCAGAGAAGAGACUAAAUAAAGGUGCUGCCCAACGGUUCGUGAGAAGUGCUUUGUGGGAGCCUACAGAACAAACUGAAGGAAACGAAAAUGCAAGUGACACGGAGGAGAGAGGUACCGACAAGAUGCCAGACGGAGAGCUUGCCAAUGUAAAGAAAAUACGGAAAAGAAAGAAGAGCAAGGCAGCUCUUGACAAAUUGAACGGAGAUGAUGGAGCGUCCGGUGACACUCCACUGAUUAAGAAACUAGUAAAGAAACGGAAACAAAAGAACGGCGACGAGUCCACAGAUACAUCACAGUCAGAUGUUAUGAACACAGAAGAUAUGGAAACUGUCCAUGGAAAGGCUGGAAAGAAUAAGAAACGGACAAAGAGACCUUAAAAUGUGUUUUGUGUCUUCACAUUAAACAAUCGCUCAAUGGCAAACUAAGCUAUCUUUUGUUCUAUGAACAGACAAUUGACCUUUAUAUUCGGUCUCAUGUAUAAAUAGUGAGAUUGUAGAGUCAGUGUUUUGAGGCAGAGGGCUAGAGGAAAAUCGUAAUCAAAGAAAUAAUCAUGAACCAGUAUAA
This is a messenger RNA of Corticium candelabrum, 871 nucleotides long. RefSeq names its product nuclear nucleic acid-binding protein C1D-like. Gene Ontology annotation, molecular function: DNA binding; RNA binding. The transcript has a single exon. Lineage: Eukaryota; Metazoa; Porifera; Homoscleromorpha; Homosclerophorida; Plakinidae. Gene Ontology annotation, cellular component: nucleolus; exosome (RNase complex). The record is from RefSeq and is a predicted model, not a curated record. Bases 1 to 684 code for a protein of 227 amino acids. Gene Ontology annotation, biological process: regulation of gene expression; maturation of 5.8S rRNA.